Leptinotarsa decemlineata (Colorado potato beetle) is the source of this 2201-nucleotide messenger RNA. RefSeq names its product Protein tyrosine phosphatase Meg2 (gene Ptpmeg2). NCBI's taxonomy places the organism in Eukaryota, Metazoa, Arthropoda, Insecta, Coleoptera, Chrysomelidae. Gene Ontology annotation, biological process: protein dephosphorylation. The record is from RefSeq and is a predicted model, not a curated record. Gene Ontology annotation, molecular function: protein tyrosine phosphatase activity.
GGUGGCUAUCCAGCAAAAUUGAAAAAAGUCCUUAUAGUAACGGCCCCUUUAUGGUUCAAGGCGCCUUUUAAAAUACUUCGGCUGUUCGUACGAGAAAAAUUGAGGGAACGAGUAUACACAGUAUCGGUGGCGCAGCUGCCAAGUCACAUACCUCGGGAAUCCUUGCCCACUCAACUGGGAGGCUCCCUAGACCUGGACCAUAAUGAGUGGUUGUCACACUGCAUACUGUCAAUGACUAGCACAGGGCCUGAAUCACCAUUGUCGCAUUAUGAUGGUAAAUCGCCAUCACCUCAAAAACGGGCCUCAGCCCCCAGCGACAUUGAUAUUUCUGUUUCGGGCAAUGGAGUAGAUAGUUGGGCAGAAGAAGGAAAUCUGAAUCCUCCAAGUAGCGCUUCCAGUGGAUUUUCGGAUGAUGAUUCUUUACAUGGAGAUGGAGCUGCAUUGACAGCAACUCAGUUAGUUGAUUACGUUAGAGAUAGAGGGCGAACUGGAUUGAUGCAAGAAUAUGCUGAAAUAAGGUUGAGGCCUCCUGAUGGUACAUUCAACAUAGCUAAAUCAAGAAAUAACCUGCCUAAAAACAGGUAUACUGAUGUGUUGUGUUAUGACCAUAGCAGAGUGAUUUUAUCUGAAGUAGACAAUGACUAUGACAAUGAUUAUAUUCACGCGAAUUUCGUCGAUGGGUAUAAACAAAAGAAUGCAUUCAUCAAUACACAAGGACCCUUACCGAAAACGACGACAGAUUUUUGGCGCAUGAUAUGGGAACAACACACAUUAAUAAUAGUGAUGACAACUAGAGUAAUGGAAAGAGGGAGACUGAAGUGUCACCAGUACUGGGAAACUCAGGUGGAUGGUGAAGUAGUUUAUGGUCAAUUCAUAGUUAAAACGUUGGCUGUGGAAACAGAUCCGGAUUAUACUGUGUCAACAAUUAGCUUAACAAAUAGUAAAACCGAUGAAACUCGGGAAGUUUCACAUUGGCAAUUCACCUCGUGGCCAGACUAUGGAGUACCACAUUCUGCCAAGGCCAUGUUAGAAUUUUUAGAGAGGGUGAGGCGGAAACAGGCUAGUAUGGUGGUAGCUUUAGGUGAUACGUGGGCAGGACAUCCAAGGGGACCUCCUAUUGUUGUACAUUGUAGUGCAGGCAUUGGAAGAACUGGAACCUUUUGCACCUUGGACAUAUGCAUCUCCAGACUAGAGGAUAUUGGAACUGCAGAUAUCCGUGGUACAGUAGAACGGAUACGAUCGCAACGAGCUUACUCCAUCCAAAUGCCCGAUCAGUAUAUUUUCUGCCACUUAGCUCUUAUAGAAUACGCUUUGAUGAAAGGUCACUUGCAGUCGGCGGAUCUGACCGGUUUCGACCAAGGUGCCGAAGAAGAUUCUGAGUAGGUGUGUCUCGACUGGGAUAGAAAAUUUCGUAUGUGAACGGUUAGUUUUCAAUAUUUCUUUGAUGGACCACUUGGAUGGAAGAGCUAAAACUUUUAUCUUGGCGGAAGUACGGCAGGUGUCUCUGUUAAAAGCCUGGUGGAUAUUGGAAACUGACUAUUAGAUACUUCCCAACAUAUAUCUUUGGAUUAUUAUUAUGAUUAUUGGUAUUGUUUCCACUUCAGUUCCUCACAUAUUCUCUCUCACCAUUUGUUUGCUCAUGAAGUGAAAAUUAACACUAACAGUAUUAAAUUGUUCCCGAUAGGUCAAAUCAGAAGAGCUGUUAUUUUUCCUCCACACAAACUACUGAUCAGACAAAUAUCCAGAAAUGUGUCACAUUUCUGUAACUCCUAUUGUUCUUCAUUGUUUGGAAGAUGUAGAUUUAAAAGACAUGAAAUAUAUCCUCACUAUUAUUGAAUCAGAAGCUCAGUUACUAUUUCAAUAUCAGGAAUAAACAUUUAUAUUUAGUAAUGGAGAAAUGAAUAUGGUAUUACAUGUCCCUCAUCAUACACUAAUUUUUCAUUUUUCAACUUUAUUUUUUCUCCUGGUGGAGGUUCUCCAUCUCUGCUGAUCGAUCUGUUUCACUUCCUUGCAUGCUAAGUUUUUAUCAGAUCUUUAUUUCAUAUGGGAGUGGAGUUUUUUGGUAAUGCAGAUUAACAAAUUUUUUCAUGUUAUCACCAGAACUAUCUAUUGUACAAAAAAUGGGUUAUUACCUUUUUCUGUACUAUAAAAUUUUCUACAAUAGUAUGGGUUAAAAUCCGAUUUUUUGAAAACUAAUUUGA